AUGGAAGUUUUAGUUAAAUCUAGAGGUGUUAUAAAGGGUAAAAUUACAUCUUUCAAAACGUAUCUCGCGAAAACAUCACUUACAUUUUCGGAUCCGUCCACACCAAUAGAUAACGUGACAGCGUCAGACAUACGUGAGCGCGUUUUUCGAGCAAGAGAAGCAUAUGAAAAAUUCGAGCAAAUUCAAUCGAGUAUUGAGGAGAUAACCGAGGAUGAUCAAGGUGCGGCAGAAUAUCGCGCAAUCUUCGAAGAAGAACAUUUCAGUGUUAUCGCGCAAGCCGAGGCUUUACGCAUGCGCAAUACAGUACACAUGGACGCGUCACGUUUGAGUGCUGAAAUUAGCGGGAUUUCCUCUUCACAAACGCCUGUCAUUCGCACAACGACCGGACAGAACGCGAUUAAUACUGCAGCGGGUAUCGCAACAUCGUCAAUUAUAUAUAAACCUAUGGGUAUCAGGUUGCCAACAAUCGAGUUGCCGAAGUUUAGUGGUGAAGCAUCUGAUUGGCUUAGCUUUCGUGACACAUUUGAAUCCUUGAUACACAAAAAUGAGACAAUUGAUACGAUACAAAAGUUUCAUUAUUUAAAGGCAGCGCUGCAAGAUGGUGCAGCGCAAAUUAUUAAGUCCCUUGAAUUUACCGCGAUCAAUUACACCGUAGCAUGGGAAACCAUAUGUUCUAGAUUUAAUAAUAAACGAUUGCUUACAUACAAUCACAUUAAGGCCAUAUUCAAUAUUAAGGUGUUAAAGGAAGAAUCAGCUCCGCAAUUGCGCGAGAUUGUAGAUAUAGUCAGCAAGCAUUUACGCGCUUUAAACGCAUUAAAUCAAGCAACAGAACAUUGGGAUGCUUUAUUAAUUUAUUUAAUCUCGACGAAAUUAGAUAGCAUAACGGCUCGAGCCUGGGAAAAGGAGCGAGCUGGAAAUGAAAUUCCCACAUUAGAAGACUUCAAAACAUUUCUAAAUUCGCGAGCGGACAUGUUAGAGACACUGGAAUUAAACAAUAAGUCGGUUACUAAAUUAGAUAUUAAGUCGAAACAAUCGGAUCGGUCCAAGGUCAAAUCACUGAUCGUACAAAGUCAAAAGUGUAGUAUGUGUAAAGAGAUGCAUAAGUUACUGACCUGUGAAAGGUUUCUUGAGCUCUCACCUCAAGACAGAGCGAAUCAUUUAAAAACAGCGAGGUUAUGCCUUAACUGCAUGAGAUCGGGACAUUUUGUUAGAGACUGUAAGGCAAGAUCAUGCAGACAAUGUUCAGGAAAACAUCAUACUUUAGUACAUUUCGAGAGAGCAUCCUCAACGCAGGUAAAGCCCGUUGAAGAGAACAAAACGGCUUCAGUUUUAUGUUUGCAUAGUCAGUAUAACACUCAUAGCGUUCUAUUGGCUACGGCAACGGUGGUGGUAACUGAUAAUCAUAAAGUGGAUCAUAAGGUUCGUGCAAUUUUGGAUCCAGGUUCUCAAUCUAGUUUCAUUACCACCAGGUUAUGUAGAGAGAUGAGGUGGCCUACAUCAAAAAUUCAGUUGACAAUCGAAGCUAUCAAUGGGAAAUCAUCUCAAAUAGAACAUAAAUGUAAUGUCAAAGUAAGGGCGCUACACAAUAAUUUUCAGUUCGAUAUGAAGUGUUUGGUAAUUUCGGAAAUUACAGGGCAAUUACCAACUCAAUACAUUGAUAGACAAGACUUGCAAAUUCCCACUAACAUUAGACUUGCGGAUCCUUCUUUCCAUAUUCCAAGCAAUAUAGAUGUUCUUAUAGGAGCUGACUACUUUUGGAGCUUACUUUGCAUAGGGCAACUGAAAGUAGGAGGAAAUCAACUUACCAUGCAAAAAACCAAGUUAGGCUGGAUAGCAGUGGGUCCGUGGAAGAGCAACAUAUCGAAAUCUAUUAAAUGUAAUCUUAACAGAUCGUUCGAUAUUGAUAGCAACCUCACGAAAUUCUGGGAAAUCGAGGAAACCGAAGCCAAAGAAACGUGGUCAGAAGAGGAGAAAGAAUGUGAAAGACAUUUCGUAGCAAACACAUAUCGUAACACAGACGGCAGAUUCGUGGUAAGCAUGCCACUCAGAGAAGAUGUCAGUAAGCUUGGCGAGUCCAAACCAAUCGCGCUCAAACGGUUUUUCAAUCUCGAGAAAAAAUUGAUAAGGUGUCCGACUCUUAGGGAACACUACAUUGCAUUUCUAGCAGAAUAUGAGAAAUUAGAACAUAUGAGUAAGGUCCUUGAGGAAUCAGCGCAUGAAAUUUCGUAUUAUUUGCCGCAUCAUUGUGUUAUUAAGAAUGAUAGCUCAACAACUAAGAUACGUGUAGUAUUUGAUGCAUCAGCACCAACCGAUAAUGGUAUAUCUCUCAAUGAUAUACAAAUGAUAAGUCCCGCAGUUCAAGGUGACUUAUUCGCAUUGUUAGUUAGGUUCAGAGUUCAUCCGUACAUAAUAUUAGCGGAUAUACAAAAAAUGUUCAGACAGGUGUUGAUAAAUCCAGACCAGCGUUUGUUACAAAGAAUCAUAUGGCGCUCUAGUGAUAAAGAUCCUAUACAAGAGUUCGAGUUAAACACGCUCACAUAUGGUACAGCAUCGGCACCGUUCCUAACAUCGAGAUGUUUGAAGGAGCUAGCUAAUCAAGUUGAACCUACCUUACCGCAAGCGGCCAGGAUCAUACGAAGGGAUUUCUACGGGGAGGCUAAAAAACUCGGAAUUUUCUAA
This is a messenger RNA of Trachymyrmex cornetzi, 2679 nucleotides long. RefSeq lists its product as uncharacterized. Gene Ontology annotation, molecular function: nucleic acid binding; zinc ion binding. The record is from RefSeq and is a predicted model, not a curated record. The transcript has a single exon. The coding region runs from base 1 to 2679 and encodes 892 amino acids. Lineage: Eukaryota; Metazoa; Arthropoda; Insecta; Hymenoptera; Formicidae.